Messenger RNA from Bolinopsis microptera, 3516 nucleotides. RefSeq lists its product as uncharacterized. Gene Ontology annotation, biological process: transcription by RNA polymerase II. Bases 15 to 905 code for a protein of 296 amino acids. The record is from RefSeq and is a predicted model, not a curated record. The transcript has 7 exons. Lineage: Eukaryota; Metazoa; Ctenophora; Tentaculata; Lobata; Bolinopsidae. Gene Ontology annotation, molecular function: transcription coactivator activity.
UUAGGGGUUUGAACAUGGCACAAUCAUCAAAAGGAUGUCCAGGGACAUUUCAAUCUGAAAUUACUCACCUUAUGACACGAGCAGGAGAUCUCUUUAAUCCAUGUGCAGCAUCUUGUGUACUGAUUGAGAAAGAAAUGCUGGGUGAACUUGAAGACCUGGCUCAGCGUCUUAUCCAAUCUGCCGGCAUGAGGUCCUCAACGAUCAUUGAACCAGACGACUUUGCAUUUCAGAUGCGCCAGAAUGUAUCUAAGCUGUACCGUCUUAAUGAGUAUCUGACAAAACGCAGUUUGUUGAGAAACAAGCUGAGAAAGAAGUUUGAUGAGGAGGAUGUUUCCGUACAUCCGGAUCUGGAACUAGAUAUUGUUAAUAAACCAUGGAAACGUAGAAAGGUAACUAAGAAGCAACACUUUAAAAUACUAGAAAACACAAAUGGCCCUAGUGUUUUGUUUCUCGGUUCGUAUGAUUCGUUAUCCUGGUUGAGGAUGCAUAGAAGCGAUCUUAUGAGUGAGGCAAUGUCCGGGACAGAGUACGAGGAGUACACACACCACUACCCCCACAGCUUUCUCAAAGACUCGUGCGAGAUAUCUGCACAUUUCAGUAAACUCAUCCCUAACCCUUACUCUCUGGCUAAGGAAUGCGCGCCUAUUGUUGGGUACCUGGCGCAUGAAAUGGUACAGCAGUGGGUAGAAGCAGCUACUCGCAUUUACAAGGAUAUGAAGAAGAUGCCUUGCUGCCAGUUUUGCCUCCAGCCUUCCAGUGGCACCUCAUCGUCUACCUCAACUGAAAAGAGCUCUGCAAGUAUCACAAAAGUCUCAGUCCUACCCUGUUUACAGCCUCUUCACUUCAACGAAGUUCUUCGGAGGUUCUACAACAGCAAUACCAGACAUUCUUUAUUCUUGUUAUGACGAAAUACCAGACAUUCUUUGUUCUUGUUAUAUGAAUUAUGAUGAACCGACUCUCAGACGUUCCUUCCGUUCAAGUUAUAACCACUGCACUGGACUCGAUAUAUUAUGUGCACGGCCACGGGUCGUGGUUCUGAUAACUGUUUGAGCCUAGUUUCACCUGUAGUACCUACAACCUACUGCCUACUGUUCACACUGUGCAACACCAAAAAUACCUUGUACAAUGGAACAAGAGGUGGGUAUUACUGGGGACACUACUGUAUCACACUACUAGUUACCAUAGUAACACUACUGUAUCACACUACACCAGUACUUGUUAUCCGGUACCAGGUAACCAGGUAACCAGGUUACCUGGUUACCAGGUGGGUAUUACUUGGGACACUACUGUAUCACACUACACCAGUACGUGUUAUCCGGUAACUCUUCACGCGCAACUACUUACCAAUCUGUGAUUACUGUAGUAUGUACACGUGUGAAAUUAGCCUGGUAUGUACAUGUGUGUGACCCUUUGUAAAAUGUGUACCAAAUAUCAGCUCCUGCCCACAAAUUAUAUAAUGUAAUACUUUUCAUACAUUUCAGGUUUAGAGUUUGUUAACUUAUCAGUAUCAUUAGUUUUCAGUGUGACCUAAGACCUUGUACGUCAUGAUCAAUUAUUUAAAUAUGCCUUUCAAUUAUUGGUAUAUUUAAUAUUUACGUGUAAUGCUGAUAAGUGAUAACCUUCUCCACAGUUAGUUGUCUUUCUCAACCUUUACAUUUUGUAAUUAGUGUAAAACCCAGUUAGGUGUCAUGUCAGAAGAAGACAAAGUGGCUCAAACUGCAGAUGCUGUGACCAAUGAUGCUGUGACCACAGAUGCUAUGACUACUGAUGCUGUGACCUCUGAUGCUGUGACCACAGAUGCUGUGACCACUGAUGCUGUGACCACAGAUGCUGGGACCACUGAUGCUGUGACUACAGAUGCUGUGACCACUGAUGCUGUGACCACUGAUGCUGUGACCGCUGAAGCUGUGACCGCUGAAGCUGUGGCCACUGAUGCUGAGACCGCUGAAGCUGUGGCCACUGAUGCUGUGACCGCUGAAGCUGAGACCACUGAUGCUGUGACCACUGAUGCUGUGACCAUAGAUCCAGAGAGUGUGACUGAGGAAGCUAUGGCAAAUGAGCCAGAUAAUUGUGCUGCUGCUACUAGCUCAACCCCACAAGUGGACAGCAGUCCUGCUCCCGAUGCGUCCAAAUCAGAAAAACAGGCCGAAUCAAAUGAACCAAGUGGUAACAAAAGGGCUGCAGAGGAACUAGAACCGGAGGAAAAGUGUAAAAAACCGAAGACUGAGAACUUGUUGGUUUUCAAAAUGCUGUGUCCUUUCUGGUGCGCGGGUGCUGUAAUCGGUACUAAAGGUGAACAUAUCAGGCAACUUAAAGAGGAAACUGGGUGUGUCAUUAGGAUAACUAAAAACCAUGAAAACUUUCCCAUGACAAGCGAACGAGUUGUUUCUAUCAGAGGGGAGGAGGAGUCCAUCAAGAAAGUAAUCCUAGCAGUUCAAAACAAGAUAAGGAACGACAGACCGCCCCCAAACGCUCCUUCCAAAGACAACUCCAAACGUAAGGGUUGUAUGAAGCUGGUAGUAAGUGUGUCCUCGGCAGGUCGUAUUAUUGGUAAAGGAGGGGAACAGACUAAGAAGCUGCAGACACUGCACGGAGUACAUGUGGAUGUCAUGAAGACAGCUGAUCUGCCUCCAGGGUUGAAAGAGAGCGUGGUUACUAUCUCCGGUGAUGAUAACGACAAGGUGGAUAACUGCAUGACUGAUGUUCUGGCUUUGGUAAGCGAAGAUAAGCGAGCUAAUCUGAACUACAAUGUUGAUUAUUCCUCGUUUGGUCAGAACAAGCAGCAUUCCGGUCCCGUGGCUAGACAACCUAAUCAGUACGGAGGAUGGGGUGGUGCCCCACAAUCAGCACCACAACCACACUACUACCCCCCUCAAUGGGGUGGUAACUAUGGUAACCAUCAACCAUACAAUCAGAAUUAUAGAGAUCAUCACGCCAGAGGAGGCAAUAGGAGAUAGCUAUAAGUACAUUCUCUCAUCAAAUAAAUUUCAAGUUACAACACCUUUUAAAGCAAUGAAGUUAUGACGUUCCUAACUGAUUUAAUUGACUCUCCGAGUGGUUAGAUUUCAGAAUCAGAUUUCUUGUUAAGUAACACUUUGGUUAGAUAUGUUGUAUUAGGUUAGAUAGGAUUAAACCAAAGUAUGACACGUUAUGAUAGCAGAGCUUGACUACUGACCCUUCUUAUUACUCUUGAAUAUGUUAAUAUCGGUAUUAUUGUAUUGUAUCAAGGAAAUAUUCUUGUUUUAGUUUUAAAUAAAGGGCUCUUACAAAAGUUGUAGAGUUAUCUUAUCAUUUUAUUCUCCUUGUGGACAAGUUAUGUGCAAUUGUAAAGGCUGUAAAGUUACUGAGUUAUCUAAAUAAGAUAUCUUACUUUAAUGUGUAUCCCCGGCCAAGUUUUAUAUUUAUAGACGAAGAUUUGUCUAUAUUUUAAAGAUAGUAUUCACAAGUAGCGACAGUUCAGUUAUUUCAAGUUGAUAUGCUUGCUAGUAUUAUGUUACACCAUAAUAUAUCUCGAAA